AUGGUACACAAAAUGAAGUGGUUUAAUGCAAGCUACAGGUGGAAUGACAAAGACAGUCAGCCCAGGUACCUGUUUGUUUGUGUUGGAGGGUGUGUCCUGGCGGUUGUCACCAUGGGCAUCUACAGCUCACUUCUAUUCACCUCCACCUUCGUCUUUAUUCUGCUCGUGUGCUCAUUGGACCCCAGCCGUAUCCACCUCUGGACGUUUGCUUUCCAGAUGCUGUGGCAAACCUUCUGGCACCUGCUUAUACAGUACAGGGAGUACUACCUGCACGAGCCUGUCUGCAUCAGAUUGUUUCUGGCAGUGUCCUCUUUGAUGCUGCUCACUCAGAGAAUCACCUCAGUGUCCAUGGACCUCCAGGAAAAAGGAGUUAUGCUAACAGUUAAAGCUUCAUCCAAAAGGAAAGCUUGUGUGAUGCUUCUCCCUCUAAUCAGCUACAUCCUCGGUUUCACCACUCUGCUCGGUGGCCCUUUGUGCUCCUACAGCCGAUUCCUGUCCCAGAUGGCAGGAAUGAGGCUCAGCCCUCCACCUAAUCCACUGGGUGUGGUCUUCUUAAAAUCGAUGCAGGUGUUACUGCUGGAGUGUUCAAGGUAUUGUCUUGUCUGUUUUCUGAAAUGUAACACCUAUGAUCCCUCUGACUCCAGCGUUCUCUACAAGAUCCUGUGGCUUUGGGGUCUGGCGCUGGUUUUGAGGAUCCAGUAUUAUUCUCACUGGAGGAUGAGUGAAUGCCUCAAUAACGCAGCCGGGUUUGGCUUUUGGGAAAAUUCACCAGGAGACUCCCCAGACUGGAGCGGUUUAUCCGAUGGAGAUUUCUGGACCAUCGAGGCGUCGACCCGCAUGUCAGAGUUUGCCCGUCGAUGGAACUCCACAACAGCUUCGUGGCUGCGCAGACUGGUUUACACGAGGUGCAAGCACUUCCCUUUGCUCAUGACUUUUAGUUUUUCACUGUGGUGGCACGGUUUGCAUUUAGGUCACUUUGUGGGAAUGCUGACCUGGGCAGCAACAGUGAAUGCAGAUUAUCAUAUACACAGGCACCUCCGCCCCAAACUUUCAUCAACAUGGAGGAAAACAUACGCUUUUUUAAACUGGAUAAACACUCAAAUGAUUGUUGCUUGUAUUGUUAUAACAGUAGAAAUAAGAAAUGUGUCUAGUCUGAGACUUUUGUCUACAACAUACAUAGGUCUGUUUCCACUUGUUAAUAUAAUUCUGCUUUUUAUCUUUUUAAAACUCAACACGCACACUGAUGUAUGUAACUCACUCCCAUACAUACAAAUAUGUGAUAUAAAGGGUCCACUCCAAUAUGACAGGCUUUUUGUGUCAUUAAAAUAAAUGAAUGGACUUUAUAUCACUCAACAUGGGGAGUCUGCUAUUGUUUCAGUGUACUGUAUUUCUGUAUUUCUUUGUCAUUGUUGCAUGGACUAAUAUUUUGUUGAAGGAACAGCACCGAAGCAGCUUCUGAUUGUGCAACUUGCAUAUACGCUGCAUGGUUGAGUAUGACUAUCCUCUCCAACUUCUUAUAUAAAAGAAGUAGUUAGAGUUUCCAAUGGACAAGCUCAGACAGGUCCAGUGUACGCUACCUGCCUGAGAACUGAGGCAAACCAGUGACUCAUGAAGACAGUUGACUCAGAUAAUUUAUAGUUUGGUAGAUAAAAGUGAAACAACAAGACCAGUAGACCCCUUAAGGCUAGGUGGCUAUUGUUUUGGGAUCUUUCUGCUCCCUAGUGGUAAAAAUUGCUUAAUGCAGCUCUGAGGUGUAUUGAGCAACAAUAACAACAACAGAUAUUAUAUUUUUUGCAAUUAUGGAUGUUUAUUGUGUUUAUUGUGUAAGUGUUGCUGAUUGUGUGAGUAUGUGCAGCCAUUAGAGUUCCACUUAGCUGCACUAGAACACAUAAGAUAUUUGUAUGUACCAGGAGCAAGUUAAUCUCAACAAUAUCCAUCUGAAAGUGAUUUUUUUUUAAAUCAACAACUGUAAAUGAAGUUUUUUUGAGCAAAGAAAAUGUAUCUACUAACUUUAGUGUGUGGGUUAAAAUCACACAGCCUCU
Chelmon rostratus (copperband butterflyfish) is the source of this 2042-nucleotide messenger RNA. It is a transcript of the gene mboat4, whose product is annotated as membrane bound O-acyltransferase domain containing 4. NCBI's taxonomy places the organism in Eukaryota, Metazoa, Chordata, Actinopteri, Chaetodontiformes, Chaetodontidae. The transcript has 3 exons. Gene Ontology annotation, biological process: lipid modification; peptidyl-serine octanoylation. Gene Ontology annotation, molecular function: serine O-acyltransferase activity. Bases 1 to 1329 code for a protein of 442 amino acids. Gene Ontology annotation, cellular component: endoplasmic reticulum membrane. The record is from RefSeq and is a predicted model, not a curated record.